Molecule: messenger RNA, 291 nt
Organism: Funneliformis caledonium
Lineage: Eukaryota; Fungi; Glomeromycota; Glomeromycetes; Glomerales; Glomeraceae
Source: the annotation of a GenBank genome assembly
AUGACCAACUCCAUCACCUUUUCUAUUGUUAGUUCCACGACGGCGAUCAUUUCCACGCCUUUUACGACCGCGUCGAUCAGAAUUAUGUUUAUCCAUAAUAACAAGCGCUUUUUAGUUCAGGGUGAAUAUGUGUUGUUACACGGUCCACGUGCUUCCGGGAAAUCCACAAGCGCUUUACGAGCCAAGGAUCAACUGGAAACUAAAUCUUAUAAAUUUCAUAAUAUACCCAUUAUGGAAACAUUAGAUGACAUAAGGGAUGUAUUUUCGACAAAUGCAGAGAUUUGGAGCUAA